AUAUGGAUAAACAUGACAGCUUGGACCCAGUUUUUCCAGUGUCCAGAAUGGCAAAGCUAUCCAGUAAUGCAGGAGUCAAUGGGAAGGGGAUAAAUCACAAGGCAGAUUUGACGUCAGGGGAGUCGGGAGUCCCUGGUCUGGCCAAAAUCAGUGGAAUAUCUCUGAAUAAAAAUGGCUGAGAAGGUCCUAGUUACAGGAGGUGCUGGCUACAUAGGUAGUCACUGUGUGCUGGAGAUGAUCGAAGCUGGGUAUGAGCCCGUGGUGAUAGACAAUUAUCACAAUGCCAUUCGAGGGAGCAAUGGUCUACCAGAAAGUAUCCUGAGAGUGCAAGAGAUUGUUGGCAAGAAGAUUGAAUUUGAAGAAGUGGAUCUCCUGGAUCGAGCUGCACUAAACAGUUUGUUCAGCAAGCACAAGUUCUCUGCUGUUAUUCACUUUGCUGGCUUGAAGGCUGUUGGAGAAUCUGUGCAGAAACCCCUCUUGUAUUAUAAAGUAAACCUGACUGGCACUAUCCAGCUUCUGGAGGUCAUGAACUCCCAUGGAGUGAAGAAGAUAGUAUUCAGCAGCUCGGCCACAGUAUAUGGUGACCCCAAGUAUCUUCCUAUAGAUGAGAAGCACCAAGUUGGGGGAUGCACUAACGCCUAUGGAAGAACAAAGUAUUUUAUUGAAGAAAUGAUUCAGGAUCAGUGCAAGGCCGAGGGGGAAUGGCAUGCUAUUUUAUUAAGAUAUUUUAACCCUAUUGGAGCCCAUGUGUCUGGACGCAUUGGAGAAGACCCUCAAGGAAUUCCAAACAACCUGAUGCCAUAUGUUUCUCAGGUUGCUGUUGGAAGACGGGAAUAUCUGAAUGUAUUUGGAAAUGAUUAUAAUACACCUGAUGGAACUGGUGUUAGAGAUUAUAUUCACAUUGUGGAUCUGGCCAGAGGUCACAUUGCUGCUCUCAAGAAGCUGCAUGCCAGCAGCGGGUGUAAGGUAUUUAACCUGGGAACUGGAGUGGGAUAUUCUGUGCUUCAGAUGGUGGCUGCAAUGGAGAAAGCUUCAGGCAAAAAGGUCCCUUACAAAAUAGCACCAAGGAGAGAAGGUGACAUUGCAACCUGUUAUGCAGAUCCCGCUGUGGCUGCUGAAGAGCUGGGAUGGAAGGCAGAAUAUGAUCUGGACCGAAUGUGUGAGGAUUUGUGGCGGUGGCAAUCUUUAAAUCCAACAGGAUUUAGUAACAACUGAUGAGAAGCUCCGGACAGCCAUUUGUUAAUCAUUAAAGGGGCUGCCCCAUCUGGGACAUUUAUGGCAUAUCAAUAGGCUAUGCAAUAAAUAUCAGAUAGGAAUAGGUCCCAGAGUUGGGACCUACACCUAACUCCAGAACAGUUCCUAACUGAAUGAUGAGUAAACCACAUAUGCACAGCCAUCGUCCAUUCAGUGCUAUGGGACUGCUGAAUAUAGCCAAGCCAGCACUCAGCUAUUUUGAGAAGUCUUAAGUCCCAUAGCACUGAACGGAGGGUGGUCACACAUGUAUGGUUUGCGCGCUGUUCAUACUGGGCCCAUUCUAGAGAUAGGAGCCAGGACCUGCUCCUAUCUGACAUGUAUAGCAUAUGCCAUGCAUAUGACAUUAUAACUUAUAUAUUGAAGCUACAAAAUGAUAUCCUGUAUGAAUAUUAGACUGUCAUGAUUGAAAAUUGAGCCUGGACAUCUUCCAAUACUACGGUUCAGCAGCUAAUAAGUCACUCCUACCUCACAUGCAGAUAAUUUGUGCAAGCAUUAAAAGAUACUGGAAAGAGCUCUGCCCUUUGUACUUGUAAAACAAAUUACUAAUGUUUACAGCGAUAUUAACCAAAUGCAGAUUCUGGAGUGUUAAAUUCCUUAAUUUAUACUGUUUUAUUUUUUACACAUUAAAUGUUGAUUUGAA
Bufo bufo (common toad) is the source of this 1894-nucleotide messenger RNA. It is a transcript of the gene GALE, whose product is annotated as UDP-galactose-4-epimerase. Gene Ontology annotation, biological process: beta-D-galactose catabolic process via UDP-galactose, Leloir pathway. The record is from RefSeq and is a predicted model, not a curated record. The transcript has 11 exons. Gene Ontology annotation, cellular component: cytosol. Lineage: Eukaryota; Metazoa; Chordata; Amphibia; Anura; Bufonidae. Gene Ontology annotation, molecular function: UDP-glucose 4-epimerase activity. Bases 172 to 1215 code for a protein of 347 amino acids.